Molecule: messenger RNA, 2370 nt
Organism: Aspergillus lentulus
Lineage: Eukaryota; Fungi; Ascomycota; Eurotiomycetes; Eurotiales; Aspergillaceae
Source: RefSeq, a predicted model, not a curated record
AUGCGUUUUGGCAAGACGCUGAAAAACUCCAUUUACCCCCCUUGGAGCGGGAAGUACAUCGACUAUCACAAAUUGAAGGUUCUCUUGAAAGAACAUGAUGUCACCGAAGACGCAAGUGACUCAGAAGAGUCUCCCUGGACAGAACAGGACGAGGAAGCCUUCGUCCAGGAACUGAUCAAUGUGCAGCUUGACAAGGUCAAUGCUUUCCAGGUUGAGACAUCUCAGCAGCUGAAAGAGCGUACGUCUGCUUGUGAGAGCAAGUUACUGCCAUUGGCACCCAAUGCGGAUCAGGAGACGGCCACCGUGGACGAGAAGGAGAGGAAGUCUGUCGCUUCUGAAGUUCUUCAGGAAUUGGACCAGAUUGCCAAAGAAGUUAGCGAGCUCCAGAAGUACAGUCGCAUCAAUUUCACCGGUUUCCUCAAAGCUGCCAAGAAGCAUGACCGCAAGCGCGGUGCACGAUACCGCGUACGGCCACUGCUGCAAGUACGUCUAUCGCAGCUCCCUUUCAACAGCGAGGACUAUUCGCCUCUGGUUCAUCGGAUAUCAGUGAUGUAUUCCUUCGUGCGCCAGAUCCUGAGUGAGGGUGCAGUCGAAGCUAAAGAUGCCGGCGAGCCCCGUUUUGGCCAGGAUGCGUACUCAUCGUACAAAUUCUGGGUCCAUGAGGACAACAUCCUGGAAGUCAAGACUUACAUUCUUCGCCGAUUGCCUGUGCUCAUUUACAACCCCAAGUCGUCAAGAGACUUUGAGUCGCUUCCUGAGGACCCCACAAUUACAUCUUUGUACUUCGACAACCCCCAGUUCGACCUCUACAAUCAGAAAGUAGCCAAAGCCCCCGAAGCCGGGUCUCUCAGGCUUCGGUGGACCGGGAAUCUCAAGGAUACGCCCGCCAUUUUCCUGGAAAAGAAGAUUGUGACCAGUGAUGACUAUAGCAAAGAGGUGAAAGUGCAGCUUAAGGAGAAGCAUGUGCAGGAAUUCCUUGAGGGCAAAUAUACGUUCGAGAAGCAGCUGCAUCGAAUGGAAGGUUUGAAUAACGGCGAAUCAGCGGAGGCGGAGUCGCUCAAAAAGGAUGUUGAGGAGCUGCAGUCAUUCAUCAAGGAGAACAACCUACAGCCCAUGCUUCGGGCCAAUUACACCCGCACUGCUUUCCAAAUUCCUGGUGACGAUCGCAUUCGAAUUUCCCUCGACACCAACCUUGCGCUCAUUAGGGAAGACGCGCUGGACGAAGAACGUCCGUGUCGUGACCCGACCGAUUGGCACCGGAGGGAUAUCGACGAUAGCGAAAUGCAGUACCCCUUCGACGGCAUCAGAACCGGCGAGGUCAAUCGGUUCCCACACGCUUUGCUGGAGAUUAAACUGCGGGGCAGCGCACAUCAUGUCGAGUGGGUCAACGAGCUCAUGGUCUCCCAUCUUGUCAAGGAGGCGCCGCGCUUCUCGAAAUUCGUCCAUGGUGUCGCUCAGCUAUUUGAAGACCAUGUCAAUAGCUUCCCCUUCUGGUUGAGCGAACUGGAGAAUGACAUCCGACGCGACCCCGAAACAGCGUUUCAAGAAGAACAAGAACGCCUUGCAAAGCGUGCCGAGGAUGAUAUGGUCGUCGGAAGCUUCCUGGUCAACCGGCCAAGUCCUACCGUGCGCCCACUGGUUGGGUCCCCGGUUACCAUGUUCUCGGACCUGGGCUCCCCAGCGCGGACAAGACAGCCCUCGCAACCUGUACCACGGCCGAGCAGGCCUACCAUACGGGAAGGAGAAGGCCGCACAUUGCCCGAGGUGAGUGCUCCGGGAGAAACGCAGCCGAUAACGUCGUCCCGCUUGGCCGCACUCUUCCCCUCUUUCCCCAUCUCGCGAUCCAGCCGCACGCAUCGACAGUCGGUUGUUCUGCCGCCUGGCGUGAGUGAACCCGUCACCUGGAUCAAGGAUUCGGGCCCUGUCCGUGUGGAGAGCAAGGUAUAUCUUGCCAACCAACGAACCUUUAUCAAGUGGCUGCACGUCAGUAUCCUGCUUUCUUCUCUGUCUCUCGGUUUGUACAACGCUGCGGGCAAGCACAACGAUAUUGCUCGCGCCUUGUCCAUUGUCUACACUUUUUUCGCCUUGUUCGCCGCCGCUUGGGGAUGGUACAUGUAUGAAAAGCGGUCCCGGCUCAUCCGGCAGCGGAGCGGACGUGAUCUGGACAACACAUUUGGUCCUAUUGUGGUGUGUAUUGGUCUGGCGAUUGCCUUGGUGCUGAAUUUCGCCUUCAAGUACUCGGCUACUAUGAAGAGGAUCAGGGAGCAGCAGCCCGGCAUUGACACGCCCCCUAUGUUCAACGUUUCAUUUACUCCAGUGGAACAUCCAGACACCUGGCGCUUGGUCAACCAGGGUGGACAAGGAAUGUAA